This is a messenger RNA of Arachis stenosperma, 1848 nucleotides long. Its product is annotated as BAHD acyltransferase DCR. The record is from RefSeq and is a predicted model, not a curated record. The transcript has a single exon. Bases 77 to 1492 code for a protein of 471 amino acids. Lineage: Eukaryota; Viridiplantae; Streptophyta; Magnoliopsida; Fabales; Fabaceae.
UACACAAUUCACUCACACUAGUACAUACUUACUCACUUGCCCUCUCUCUAAAGAAACCCAACCAAAGCAACAAAAAAUGCCUUCUUCAUCCACAAGCAUAAUUUCAAAAUGCACAAUCUAUCCAGACCAAAAAUCCACCCUCAAACCCUUACACCUCUCUGUCUCUGACCUCCCCAUGCUUUCUUGCCACUACAUCCAAAAGGGAGUCCUCCUCUCUUCUCCUCCUCAACCCUUUCAAGACCUCAUCGACUCCCUCAAGCUCUCUCUCUCCACCACACUCUCUCUCUUCCCCGCCCUCGCCGGCCGCUUCUCCACCGACUCCGCCGGCCAUGUUCACAUCGUUUGCAACGACGCCGGAGUUGAUUUCAUCCACGCCAAUGCCAAGCAUCUCACCCUCGCCACCCUCCUCUCGCCGCCAGCCAAUUUUCCCGAUGUCCAUCCUUCCUUCAAGGAGUUCUUUGCUUACGAUAUGACUAUUUCUUACUCUGGCCAUCACCUUCCCCUCGCCGCCGUCCAGGUCACCGAGCUUGCCGAUGGCGUCUUCGUCGGCAUCACCGCCAACCACGCUGUCACCGACGGUACCUCCUUCUGGCACUUCUUCAACACAUUCGCCGCCGUCACCAAGGCUGCCGGCUCCGGCGCCAAAAAGAAGAUAGCCAGCUACCCGGACUUCACUCGCGACACCGUCUUCAACUCCGCCGUCGUCCUCCCCGUCCCAGCCGGCGGUCCCACCGUGACGUUCGCCGCCGACGACCCUCUCCGGGAGCGAGUCUUUCACUUCUCCAGGGAAGACAUCCAGAGACUGAAAAAGCAAGCUAACAGUAACCGCCACAACAACGACGGUUGGAAAACCGCUGGAGUUAACGGUAGCGGAAACUGUAAUGGAAACGGGAUGGUAGCGGCUGUUAAUGUGAGGAACAACGACGAGAUCUCGUCGUUUCAAUCUUUAUCUGCUCAGCUUUGGCGAUCCGUGACACGUGCCAGGAAAUUAGACGCUUCGAAAACGUCGACGUUUAGGAUGGCCGUUAAUUGCCGUCACCGUUUGGAACCAAAGAUGGAUCCGUUUUACUUUGGGAACGCGAUUCAGAGCAUCCCAACGGUCGCAACGGUUGGGGAUAUUGUUUCCAACGAGGUCGGCUUUUGCGCCGAACUGCUGCACCGUAACGUCAUCGCGCACGAUGAUUCUACGGUGCGGCGUGGCAUAGAAGACUGGGAAAAGGCCCCGAGACUGUUCCCUCUCGGUAACUUUGACGGAGCCAUGAUUACUAUGGGGAGUUCGCCGCGUUUUCCAAUGUACGACAAUGAUUUCGGGUGGGGAAAGCCGUUGGCGAUUCGGAGUGGGAAGGCAAACAAGUUCGACGGCAAGAUCUCGGCGUUUCCCGGUAGGGAAGGAAACGGCAGCGUUGAUCUUGAAGUCGUUUUGGCACCAGAAACGAUGGCGGGACUUGAAAACGACAUGGAAUUUAUGCAGUACGUGACGUCAUUCGAAUAAGUGGUUUCUGCCGUUUUAAGACUAAGCGUAAUGAAACGCAGGGAACUCGGCGGUGAAAUUUUAGUAAACGACGGUGGAAGGGUUGAUAUGUAUCAAUGUAUGCAUAUAUUGAUCAGUAGACGACAAUAUUUGGGUGUCGUUUUGGUCGGUCAACGUUUUAGCAUGGGUGGGAUCAAGUAUUGUAAGGCAGUGUUUGGGUGGGUGUUUGGCCCUACCAGAUGUAAUGAUUUUUGUGUAAGUUGGUUUGUGGGCAGUUUUCUGUUUUCACUUUUCUUUCUCCUUUAUUUUCUAAGUGAAAAAGGGAGAAAGUAAUAAUAUUUAUUAAUGAUAAAUUAAAAAAAUUUUAAAAAGUAAAA